AUGCUGACCCGCAGCGAGCAGGAGGUCAACAAGCUCACGGGCCAGCUGAACAGGACCGAGCAGCAGGCCCAGCAAGCCACGGUGAAGAAGAAUCGUGAUGGCGAGAAGGCGGAAGAAGGCAUUGGACGCAUUAGGCAGAAGCAUGGCAAAGUUGGCGGCGUCUUGCGAGAGAAAAUGGCAAAUGUUGGACAAGCUCGUGGACGCUUAGCCCACGUUCAGUUUGCCAUGGCCAUGUUGGAGAAAGGCGUCAUUGUUGCUGUUGGGGAAGACGCUGCCCCUGUGCAGUCGCCAGACAACACCAUGCUGAAUCCACAACAGCAGCGCCAACGCCGUGUUCGUGCACCACGUGCCGUGGACGAGGAUGGAAAUCCUGUGACAGAUGAGACUGAGGAGGGCGAGGAGAUGGAGACAGAGGAGGACUACGAAGAAACCGGAACUGUUGGUCUGCGCGAAGAGCUUGAGCAGCUCAAGGAGGAGAAUCAGAAGCUUCGAGAGCACUUGGCAGAUGCAGACAAGCGAUGCACCACUGCUGUCCACUUGCUGCAGCAGGCACAGGAAGUGCUCGAAACCAGGAUGGAUGACAUGUCGACCAUGGACUUCAAGCUGCAGAGCAUGGAAAUGGAGAAGGAGCCACCCGUUGAUUUGGAGAACGCCUCCACAGCCCAAGGCAGUCCGGAGGGAAGUGCUCAGCACUCGCCCAGCGCGAACCCAGUCCUGGGCGAGAUUCCACCUGGUCCUUUGUCAGCUUUGCCAAGCCUUUUGGCGCAGCCACGGACAGAAGUGAAGCAGAUCCCAGUCUACGCGGGGGCACUGUCUCCUCCUCCAAACCGCAUGGUAAGCUGCCCCAUCAACGUCCGCUACCAGCCCGCCCAGCUUCCUCGACAGGACGCACCGAUGCGGCUUGGGGCAACUCUGAUGGAGCCACGGUUGCAGGGAUUGGUGUUGCAUGCAGUUUGCGAUGAAGAAUUCUGUGGUUGCAGAUCAAGUAGAAACAUUUUUCGGUUCAUGUCGAUGUGUAGAGCGUCUGAGGGAUCUCCGAGCGCCGGCACCCUCUAUCCUCGCGGUGUGCCAGCAAGCAUGACCAUCCCCUCAGCACCCCGAAUGUUUCCAGUUGCUUGGAAGCAAAGCAUCUCAGAAACAGACAGGUUUGUGUGCAUUGUGGCCCUGAGCGCUUUCAUAUGA
This is a messenger RNA of Symbiodinium pilosum, 1182 nucleotides long. Lineage: Eukaryota; Dinophyceae; Suessiales; Symbiodiniaceae. The record is from the annotation of a GenBank genome assembly.